UCAGUUAGGGCCAAAGGCUUUGUUAGCAUGAAGUCCAUUCUCGGUAAGGUCUAUCCCUUCCAACUGGGCUUCAGGGCCCACACUUUGGCAAGCGGACAUUUCAUUGAGGCCCAGAAAGCUCACGCCCAUCUCGUAAAACUGGGAAUCCCCGCCGUUGAAUCUGAUCUUGUUACGUCGUAUUGUGAAGCGGAAGCAUUCUCUAAUGCUCGUCAAGUGUUCGAGGAAACGUCUGCCUGGAACUUGGUUUCAGUAACAGCCAUUAUUGGUCACUUUGCACGACACGGCCGCCAAAAAGAAGCGAUCGGUAUUUUCUCUCGCAUGCUUAUUUUGAACAUCAGACCCAAUGAGUACGCGUUUGCUAUCUUGAUUCACUCGUCCGUUGCUGUCAAAAACCUCCACACAGGCAGGCAGCUUCAUGCUUGCGCUGCAAAAAUGGGUCUCCAAUCCAACGUCUUUGUGGGUAGUUCGCUUGUUGAUACCUACGCCAAAUUGAGUAGUAUUGAGGAAGCUCAAAGGGCCUUCAGAGAUACCAACAACCCCAAUGUCGUUUCUUACACUACUUUGAUCUGUGGAUUCCUAAGAAAUGAGAGACUUGAGGCCGCUCUCCGGCUUUUCGAAGAAAUGCCUGAGAGAAAUAUAGUCUCUUGGAAUGCAAUGAUCGGAGGGUGUAGCCAGAUGGGCCAUAACGAAGAAGCCGUGAAUCUUUUCAUUGAGAUGCACAGGGAAGGCUGGAAGCUCAACGAAUCAACUUUUCCCUGUGUUUUCAGCGCAGCAGCUAACAUUGCGGCUCUUGGAAUGGGUAUGAGCUUUCACGCCUGUGCCAUCAAAACUCUAACCAAGCACGACGACGUCUUCGUUGGUAACUCUCUAAUAAGCUUUUAUGCUAAAUGUGGGAACAUGGAAGACAGUCUCUUGGCGUUCGAUAGAAUUCCUGAAAGAAACGUCGUUUCUUGGAACGCCGUGAUCUGUGGGUUCGCGCAGAAUGGGAGAGGAAAGGAAGCUUUAGAAUCUUACCAGAGGAUGAAGAUGUCAGGAGUUAGGCCUAAUAGUGUCACUCUUCUAUGUGUACUCUGGGCUUGUAAUCACUCAGGCCUAGUGGAAGAAGGUAUUACAUAUUUCAAUCAAGCAAGAACCGAAGACCCCUAUGCCCUAACACCUGAGCACUAUGCUUGUAUGGUUGAUCUACUCUCGCGAUCUGGGCUUUUUUCGGAAGCCGAGAGGUUUCUUCAGGAACUGCCCUUCGACCCAGGAGUUGGGUUUUGGAAGGCUUUACUCGGAGGAUGCCAGAAACACUCAAAUAUGGAAUUGGGUGAACUUGCAGCUCGACAGAUCUUGGCAUUGGAUCCUGAAGAUGUUUCAUCUUAUGUAUUGCUAUCAAAUGCUCAUUCCGCUGCAGGAAGAUGGCAGAGCGUUUCAAUGAUAAGGAAGGAGAUGAAGGAGAAAGGGAUGAAGAGAAUUCCAGGUUGCAGUUGGAUUGAGGUUAAGAACAGAGUUCAUAUUUUUGUUACUGGGGACAGGAGACACAAUAAGAUGGAUGAGAUUUAUAUGGUUCUUCGUUCUUACUCUGAACAGUUGAAGGAAAACCCAGAAUUCAGCUUUCUUAAAGACCAUUGAAUUGAAGUUUGUUUUCAACUAGUUCAUCAAUAAGAAAUAAAGGAAAACCCAAUUGUUCAA
Messenger RNA from Macadamia integrifolia, 1674 nucleotides. RefSeq names its product pentatricopeptide repeat-containing protein At5g42450, mitochondrial. Lineage: Eukaryota; Viridiplantae; Streptophyta; Magnoliopsida; Proteales; Proteaceae. Bases 28 to 1614 code for a protein of 528 amino acids. The record is from RefSeq and is a predicted model, not a curated record. The transcript has a single exon. Gene Ontology annotation, molecular function: protein binding; RNA binding. Gene Ontology annotation, biological process: RNA modification.